AGAACCUAGAAAAAAGGGAUUUGGAGUUGAGCACCGUUGAUAUGCAGCAUGUAUUAUGAAAUUUAUGUAACUAAGUUCUGACUUAUUGCUUGAAAUCAAAUUUUUUAGACAAAUAAUUCGACAGUGAGUUUUUGUAGUGGAAUCUGAACCCAACGGGAUUAUUUCCAUCGAAUAAAUUUACUGAUUAUGGGACAAAGUCAAAGUGCUCGUAAAUUGACAAUUAACAAUGAGGAAUCGGUUAUUCAAAUAUCGACGGAUCUUGCAGAUCGUUUGGCAACUAGGAGCAUCAGACCUCAGGUCACGUCAGACGGGUUUAAACCACCUCCAGUGAGUCCUGCCAUUCCUCAGGGUGGUACUGAGAGCUAUUCAGCAGUGCACCCCUAUCCGGAAUUCACUGUCACAGCUUAUAAAAUGCAGCAGCUGAAAGAGCAGGAGCUGCAGGUCCAGGACCAGUAUUGGCAGAAGAGAUUGAAUAAUUUGCAAUUGACUCACGAAAGAAUUAACAGAAUCCUCCAAGAGGAGUACAAACGUGCCAUGGAUGAAGUUACAAGUGCUAAAGGUAACAAAAAUAUAAAUCUGGAUACAACAACACCAGCAUGUGGUCCCGACAAGGAGAAAGUUCUUCGCUGCUACCAAGAGAAUCCGAAAGAAAUUAUGAAGUGUUCGGUUGUAGUCGAGGAAUUCAAUCACUGUGUAGAUAAAUGCCGAUGUGACCUCAUCUCAGCAGGAUGCUAAUAUAAAAUGAAGUAAAAGCAUCGAUUUCAUGAAGAUAAUAAACCUAUUGUUUUCCAUUCUGGGAAAAUAAAGCAAUCUAGUUUUCAAUAA
Fopius arisanus is the source of this 825-nucleotide messenger RNA. It is a transcript of the gene Chchd3, whose product is annotated as Coiled-coil-helix-coiled-coil-helix domain containing 3. The transcript has 3 exons. Gene Ontology annotation, biological process: inner mitochondrial membrane organization. Gene Ontology annotation, cellular component: MICOS complex. Bases 187 to 735 code for a protein of 182 amino acids. NCBI's taxonomy places the organism in Eukaryota, Metazoa, Arthropoda, Insecta, Hymenoptera, Braconidae. The record is from RefSeq and is a predicted model, not a curated record.